UUCCUGGGGUGCUGCAGCGCGGGGAGAGCCGCCGCAGGUUCCCAGGCGGCAUGGGUUCUCCGGGGCGCUGACCGCCGGCCCUACGACAGUGCUGCCACCGAGAGGGGGCGGGGAGCGACACCACGGAGCCCAGCGGGGAGGAGGCUGCGAAGAUCCCGCUGUCCGGAGCAGAGGACCGGAGGAAGCGCGGCCGUCGCCAAUCAGCCGGCGCCUCCCCGCCGGGUUCCGUUGCCACCGCGCCUGGUGUCUUCCAGCACGGCCUCCGCGGCCCGGGCUGCAGCGGCCACCCGGAUGCCCGAGCCACACGGCCCACGCGGGGGCAGCCGCCGCAGUCGCCGUCGCCCGCGGAGUCCGGACAUCCUGGGCUGCUGAUGAAGUGACUGAGAAGACUGCGCUCCCUGCUUUUGCACAUAGGACAGCAUGGAACAGCCAUUUACUAUGAAUUCACUGAAAAAGUUAGCUGCUAUGCCUGACCAUACAGAUGUCUCUCUAAGUCCAGAAGAGCGAGUCCGUGCUCUAAGCAAGCUUGGUUGUAACAUCACUGUUAAUGAAGACAUCACCCCACGCCGCUACUUCAGGUCCGGAGUAGAAAUGGAGAGAAUGGCAUCUGUGUAUUUGGAAGAAGGAAACUUGGAAAAUGCCUUUGUUCUGUACAACAAAUUUAUAACAUUGUUUGUAGAAAAGCUUCCCAGCCAUCGAGAUUACCAGCAAUGUGCAGUACCUGAGAAGCAGGAUAUUAUGAAGAAAUUGAAGGAGAUUGCCUUCCCAAGGACAGAUGAAUUGAAAAAAGACCUGCUAAAGAAAUAUAACUCAGAAUACCAAGAAUAUUUGCAAAGCAAAAACAAAUACAAAGCCGAAAUUCUCAAACAACUGGAGCAUCAGAGAUUGAUAGAGGCAGAACGGAAGCGGAUCGCUCAGAUGCGUCAGCAGCAGCUAGAAUCCGAACAGUUCCUGUUUUUCGAAGAUCAGCUCAAAAAGCAGGAGUUAGCCAGGGGCCAGGUGCGAGGCCAGGCGCCCUCGGUGCUGUCAGAGCAAACUGAUGGAAGCGCGCUGUCCUGCUUUUCCACUCUCAAGAACAACUCCCCACUGAAUGUGUUUGCAGAUCAGCCUCGGAAGAGUGAUGCUCCGGAUUUCGCCAGCCACUCUCCUCCGGUGAAUAGGGCCUUAAAGCCAGCAGCUGCUCUAAGCGCCGUUCAGAUGGUUGAAAGGCUGCGAUGUGUAGUUUUAUCAAGAGAUCUUUGCCACAAAUUUCUGCUGCUAGCCGAAAAUAACACAGUGAGAGGAAUAGAAACGUGUGGAAUCCUCUGUGGAAAACUGACACAUAACGAAUUUACUAUUACCCAUGUGAUCGUGCCAAAGCAGUCUGCAGGACCAGACUAUUGCGAUGUGGAGAAUGUAGAGGAAUUAUUCAAUGUCCAGGAUCAACAUGACCUCCUCACUCUGGGAUGGAUUCAUACACAUCCCACCCAAACUGCAUUCCUGUCCAGUGUGGAUCUGCACACUCACUGCUCCUAUCAGCUCAUGUUGCCAGAGGCUGUUGCCAUCGUGUGUUCCCCAAAGCAUAAAGACACUGGCAUUUUCAGGCUCACCAAUGCGGGCAUGCUCGAAGUUUCUACUUGUAAAAAGAAGGGCUUUCAUCCUCACACCAAGGACCCCAGGCUGUUCAAUAUAUGCAACCAUGUGUUGGUAAAAGACAUAAAAAUAAUCGUGUUGGAUCUGAGGUGACAUGUUCCAAAAAUACGAGCACCAUCAGCACCAGAUUCCUGCCCUUGGAUAUGUGUGGUUGCCGAUUUUCUUAAGAUGUUUCCAGAAAUGACUGAUAUUUUAUAUUUAUAUAUUUCAGAUUGAAAGUUUCAUAUUUAUUGUUCUUGCACAUUUUGAAGUUUUCUUUUUGGGUUGCUGUGUCUCAAAAGAGGUCACAUGGUGUUAAAUCUAUACCUAUUAAUGUACCCAAACCCUAUCAUCAGAAAUAAAUUGUGCUGCAAGUAA
Nannospalax galili (Upper Galilee mountains blind mole rat) is the source of this 1989-nucleotide messenger RNA. It is a transcript of the gene Stambpl1, whose product is annotated as STAM binding protein like 1. Gene Ontology annotation, biological process: protein K63-linked deubiquitination. Bases 421 to 1725 code for a protein of 434 amino acids. Lineage: Eukaryota; Metazoa; Chordata; Mammalia; Rodentia; Spalacidae. Gene Ontology annotation, cellular component: membrane; endosome. Gene Ontology annotation, molecular function: K63-linked deubiquitinase activity; metal-dependent deubiquitinase activity; protein binding. The transcript is spliced from 11 exons. The record is from RefSeq and is a predicted model, not a curated record.